Molecule: messenger RNA, 1679 nt
Organism: Vigna angularis (adzuki bean)
Lineage: Eukaryota; Viridiplantae; Streptophyta; Magnoliopsida; Fabales; Fabaceae
Product: multiple organellar RNA editing factor 1, mitochondrial
Exons: 5
Coding region: 134-1444 (436 amino acids)
Biological process (GO): cytidine to uridine editing; mitochondrial mRNA modification
Cellular component (GO): mitochondrion
Source: RefSeq, a predicted model, not a curated record
AAAGCGGGUGCAUUGUGUGACACUAUCAAGUGACUUACAUAUCCGUUCCUAACCCAUCAAAGGAGGUUCAGUCUCAAAGAUUUCAAGAAAGAGAUUCCUAAAACCCUAAUCUUCCAAAACCCUACCGUCUCUCAUGGCGUCUUCGUUAAUUCGCCUCCGCCGAACCCUCAGAGCACUAUCCGGCGUCACCCAGUCCAUUUCCGCCACGCAUGCGCCAUCGUUUUCCGCCCCUAUCAGGUGCGCCGUUUCAUGGAAUUGCCACUCUCUGAAGGGGGUGGUUCAGUCCCGUUCUUUCAGAUCAUCUUCAACUUCUCUCCUUUCUGUUAGAUCCUCGCAGAGCAACAUCCCCGAAGAGAUAGGUCCCGAUACCAUUCUGUUCGAGGGCUGCGACUACAACCACUGGCUCUUCGUCAUGGACUUCCCCAGGGACAACAAACCCCCUCCCGAAGAAAUGGUUCGUGUUUACGAGGAAACUUGUGCCAAAGGCCUCAACAUCAGUGUGGAAGAAGCGAAGCAGAAGAUAUAUGCGUGCAGCACAACAACUUACACAGGCUUUCAGGCAGUCAUGACCGAAGAAGAGUCUAAAAAAUUUGAAGGUCUUCCUGGAGUUAUCUUUGUGCUACCAGAUUCCUAUAUUGAUCCAGUGAACAAGCAGUACGGGGGAGAUCAGUACAUUAAUGGAACCAUUAUCCCCCGACCUCCACCAGUACAGUAUGGGAGAAAUCAGGGAAGACGAGACCGGAAUAGGAGUCCUGGUCAGUACAACCGACAAGAGAAUCCAGUGCCAAGCUCUCAAGGGAAUCCCUCUUACGGUGCUCAGGAGUCCAUGCCAAGGGAUGGAAGAAACUAUGCGCCUCCACAAAAUUAUCCACCCCCACAGAACUAUGGUCAAGCAUCACCACAUCAGUAUCCACCUCGACAGAACUAUGGCCAAGCAUCACAAAACCAUCCACCCCAACAGAACUUUGGCCAAGCAUCACAAAACUAUCCACCCCAACAGAACUUUGGCCAAGCAUCACAAAACUAUCCACCCCAACAGAACUAUAGUCAGGGGUUGCAAAAUUAUCCACCCCAACAUAACUAUGAUCUGGCAUCGCAAAAUUAUACCCCCCAACUGACCUUUGAUCAAGCACCGCAGAAUUAUCCACAAUAUGCUCAGCAGCAGGGCUUUGGACCUCCAGGAGGACAAGGGGAAAGGAGUUAUAUGCCACAGCAGAACAUUGGACGACCGGGACAAGGAGAAAGAAGAGAUCCUGUGCCUAGGCAUGGUACUUCAGAUGUCAGGGGUGACACUUUUGUACCGUCAUAUACGACGAAUUUCAAGCCAACAUACAUGGAGGAAUUUGAACAGGCUAAGCAGGAAACUCAUCCUGCCAAAGAACGGACAGGGUCUCAACAUCCACCUUCUGGCCCAGACAAUUUUACUGGACAGGGAAGAUAUUGAGAGUAGUCUGAGGCAUGUGGGCGGCUUGUAUUAAAGUACUAAUCACAUUCUAAGCUGAUUUGCAUGUCCUUUCCCUUUUGUGGAAUAUUAAUUCAUUGAGCUGUGGGUGUGUAUCGAUUAAUUUAGCUCAUGCACUGUUGUGACAAAGUUGAAUGUGGUAUGUAAGUUAGUACUGGCUACCUUGUUUUUUGAACAUGGUUGAACUGUGAAUUUCACGUGGUGCUUUGCUCUCUUA